AAAGUGUGGCUUGGUCACAAGAAGACAAAUCCAGAAAAAAUGUAUGCUAUCAAAGUGAUGAAGAAACAGGAUUUGAUCAACAAAAAUCUCAUAUCCCAAGGUAUGUAUUUUUCACUGUCAGUAUAUAAAAAAUAAAAAAUGUGUUUUGAUUAAUUUUUAGUAGUUAAAAGGAAACCUUUGAAAAAUAUAAUCAUUUAAGUAGUGUUUAAUUGUAUAAUGUGGAAAUCAAAAAAGAGAUAAGGAAAAAAUAUACAUCUUUUCAAUAAAAAUUUAACUGGUUAAAAAUGAAGGAAAGAAGCUCAAAUGACCUGCAAAUUUAGAACCUUUCAUGUCUGACAGUGUUUUAUUUUUGUUGUAACUUAAGUGACAGCAGAGCGUGAUGCUCAAGCAAGGUCAAGAAGUCCGUUUGUCGUCCAGCUCUACUACUCCAUCCAAUCACGACAAAAUAUACUAUUGGUAUUUAUUUUAAAGUUGUACAAAAUUUACUAUUGAUAUUAUUUUAAAGUUGUACAAAAUAUACUAUUGGUAUUUAUUUUAAAGUUGUACAAAAUUUACUAUUGAUAUUAUUUUAAUGUUGUACAAAAUAUACUAUUGGUUUUUAUUUUAAAGUGGUAACAAAAAUAAUUGUUUUUUUGAAUGUUAUGAAUUGUGUUUAAACUAAAUUUAAGAAAACAGAAUACACACAUGGACAACAAGCAGUGUUUUUUUGUGUUUAGAAACACAUCUCUUUCCAUAUCAUUAGAUCAUGGAGUAUAUGAUUGGUGGUGAUGUGAAGUCUUUGUUGAUCAUGUAUGGUUACUUCCCUGAGGAUAUGUCUUGUAUGUACACUGCCGAAGUGGCCUUAGCCUUAGAAUAUCUGCAUAAGAGAGGAAUCGUACACAGGUGCGCUGAAUUUAUUUCUCGCUUGUUGAGUGCUUUUUAAUUUAUUAAUUUUCAUCAUUGCGCAAUGUUCAAUGGUGGGAUUCAUAUUCAAAUAAAGUGAAUCACCUUUAGAAGUUUUUGCAAAGCAUUUACUGAAACAUUGUGUUCAUUUUGUUUAUUCUAGAGACCUAAAGCCAGAGAACAUGCUGAUAUCAGACAGGGGUCAUAUUAAGCUCACUGACUUCGGACUGUCAAAGAUAGCAUUGGAAUAUCGUAAGUCAUAUUGGCAACAACAACCGAAAUUAAGGGGUUCAGAACAUUUGUUUCGACACCUUAGGUGGUGGUAAUGAAUCAUUGUGCAGAUAAAUUGGUAAUUACUAAUUGACAGACUCCUCGGCUAAUUGGCCUAUUGUGUGUGCCCUGCAGAUGUUAAAUGUAAAUCUAGGUGGUUUGAUAAAAUCUUUGAAAUUUUAUCUAUAGGGGCUAGUACAAAAAAAUUAGGUAUACAAGACUCUAUAAACGUGCAAUCAUAAACCACCCCAGCCUCACCCCCCCCCUCUAUGUAUUGUCUUUUUUUCCCUUUUUUUUUUUUUCCGUUUUGUUAUGCCUCCCUGUAUGCAUUCCAGGACAGCAAAUAAGCCCAUGCUUUGAUGAUACAUGUAGCUGAUGUGUCAAGACUUCACUAACUUAUAUGACUAAACCAAAUCUUCUGUUGGUUUUGUUUUAGUAUGUCCAAGAUGUUAAACCAAACUAACGUGAUAUGUCUCUUGGUACUUGAAAAAAACAAACUUUUACAUAGUUUACAUAGAGGGUUUAUAUCAAUGUUAAUUUUUUUGUCUUCGAUACCCAGCCUCACCCCCCUCUAUGUAUUGUCUUUUUUCCCCCCCUUUUUUUUCUUUUUGUGAUGCAGUCCAUGUAUACAUUCCAGGACACCAAAUACUUUGAUUAUGUGUGUCAAGACUUCACUAGCUUAUAUGACUAAACCAACUCUUCUGUUGAUUGUGUAUUAUUAUGUCCAAGAUGUUAAACCAAACUAACGUGAUAUGUCUCUUGGUACUUUAAAAAAAAAAAUCUUUUACACAGAGGGUUUAUAUCAAUGUUAAUUUUUUUGCCUUCGAUACCUAAUUGGCGUGUGCAUCUUCAUCAUGAGAUUGUUCGGUGCGUUCAAAUGAUCCGGAUUAAAUUAUUUAUUAUUGCCCCGGUGGUGGGGGGAGGGGGGGGGGAACCAAAAGUUUAAAUUGAAAUGACUUAGACAUGUUUGUUUUAAGGCCAUUUGCCAGAGCGGAAACAUACAACUAUGAACAGAGGCAUAGAACCCCUGGUCUGCAUUGUCCAGAAUUACAUCUGUUUCAGGUGCAAGUCCUCAAGCUGGUAGCAUGACCCCCAUUGAUCACCGCUUUGCAAAUAUGUGGGACUUGAGAACCCCUGGACAAGUUCUUAGUCUCAAGUCGUCAUUGGAUUUCGUAAGUUACUUUUUCUAAAUUUAAAGUCGUUUUUGUAUUUUGAAAUUUAAUUUGUGCCAAAUUUUUAAAGUUGUUAAACGUUUGAGAAUCAUGCACACAACCCCCCCCCCUCCCCCCUCUCCCCCAUUUACUAAAAAAAAUAUUUUUUUCUUACCUUAAGCAUUUCAUUUCCUAAUUUUUAGAUGUUUGAAUGUUUUGGAAAGAGAUUUCAUGAUAGCUUUCAUAAUAGAUUUCAUGAUGUCAAAGUUUUUAAAUGAUAUUUUUAUUACAUUUUUAGACAAACAGCUUAUCACAUUGUAAGCUACCAGAGAGAGUCAAGACCCCUACACCCGUACCUUACCAAAGCCCCAUUCGUCCACACCCGCGUACUCCUCAGGAGAAGCCCCGUAGGCAGUCUUUAGCCAGACGCAUGCUCACGCCUAUCAGCGUGAGGCCAGAAAGGUCAUCUCAGGUGUGUAGACUUUGGUUGAACCCAUUUAUUUAUUUAUUUAGGCAUUUUUAUAUAGCGCUUACCUUAAAGCUCUAAGCGCUUUACAAUUAUUAAAAACAUGUAAACUAACUAAAAUAAUAAAAAAAAAAAAAAAAAAAAAAAAAAAAAAAAAAAAAAAUAAAAAAAAAAAAAAAAAAAAAAAAAAAAAAAAUGAGACAUUAGGAUAGGAAAUACUAUACUAUAGAAACAAUUAAAAUGGCUAUAAAACGAGGACACUCUGCCUGAAAUGUUUUUUUGCUGAAACGUGCUCAUGUCCUAUGCCACAUCCACUAUAAAACUGCUUUCAUCGCUUCAGUCAGGACAGCAGUCUGUAAGACAAAGGGCUGUUUGGUUCUUUUAUCACGAAAGAUCAAUGCCGUUUCAGUUAUCGGACUAGUCUUCAGAGGGUCAGCUACGGAAAGACCAAAUUUAUUUUAAGAAUGUUUUCUUACCUACUCUCUAUACUUAUCAAGAUGGAAAUUUGGAAAGUAUGCACAUUUUUUCAUGCACAUGGCUGCACUGCAAAAUGAAAUCUUAUUAUGCAAACAAAAAUUGAGUUGCAAUUUAAAAAAGAAAAAAAAAUGAUUUAAAGAUUAAACAAAAAAAUGUUUGUUGUUUCCAAAUGAAAAUUUCAACACAUCUAUUCAAAUAUGGGAUAAAACAAGGAUGCAGCUAUUUUAAAUAUUAAAGGCGUCUCAAGACGUAGCUGUGUACCAAACUUUCAGCUAAGAACAGAGAUUUAAGCACGUCGAUGAGAUUGCAAAGCUGCAACCUGAUGAAUAUAACAUAAACAAUGCCAAUGUGAAGGGAAUUAAAAAAUGAAGAAGAGAAAAGGAACAAGAGAAAAUGAAUUAGAUAAAUAUUAUUUUCCAGUUUGAAGUCAGGGAUCAGCUUUAGUCUGAGAUCUUUUAAUCAGCUGUAGAUUAUAAAGUAAUGAAGCGACUGAUUGUGUUCAUGUCUGACUUGAAUUUUUUCAAUGCUGUUUUUGUUUUUCUAUCAUCUUAGUUCACUGCGGAGGGAGGUGGGGCGGAGGGAGGUGGGGCACCGGUCACUUUAUUUUAUUGUAUUUGUUUCUGAAUACAAUAUACUCUCUCUCUCCACCACACACAUACAAACACACACACACAACUUGCCUCCCACCACUACAACACACACACCUUGCCUCCCACCUCCACAUACACACCUUGUCUCCCACCUCCACACACACACACCUUGCCUCCCACCACCACAACACACACACCUUGCCUCCCACCUCCACAUACACACCUUGCCUCCCACCUCCACAUACAUACCUUGCCUCCCAACUCCACAUACACACCUUGCCUCCCACCUCCACACACACACCUUGCCUCCCACCUCCACACACACACAUCUUGCCUCCUACCAUACACACACACACACCUUGCCUCCCACCACCACAUACAUACACCUUGCCUGCCACCACCACAUCCACACACCUUGCCUCCCACCUCCACACACACACACACCUUGCCUCCCACCUCCACAUACACACACCUUCCUACACCACACACACACCUUGCAUCCCUCCUCCAUACACACACCUUGCCUACCAGCACCACAUACACACACCUUGCCUCCCACCACCACAUAAACACUCCUUGCCUACCACCACACACAUACACCUUGCUUCCCACCACACACACACACCUUGCCUACCACCACCAUCACACACAUGCACACCUCGCCUCCCAUCACCACCACCACACACACACCUUGCCUACCAUCACCACACAGACACACACCUUGUCUCCCACCUCCACAACUUUCCUACCAUCACUACCAUUACGCACGAACCUUAAUUUAAAAAUAUUUAAAAAAAUGUCUUUUCUGUAUUGGUUUAUAAAGAAAAGUCGGCUGUACAACAGCUUUGGGUCAACGCCGCCCGUACUCAGCCUGACAUCAACAUUGCAAGAUUCUCUUUCUUGGAGGAGCUCAUCAGCCAGCGAUUCCGAGUCCAGAAGGGCCUGCAAGCUGCUGCAGCUGUCAUUCAUGUCCAGUGAGUACCUAUUAGUGCGUCAGCAAUCGGCACUUAUUAUUUUGUUCAUGUAGCUGGCAGAAGACACUACCUGCUUUGUAACAGUUGUUAGUUGAUCAGUUGCCACAGAUUCACAUUAUCCUUUCAAAUAAUUUUUUUUCAGAAAUGUUUUGAUGAAAUUAAUUAAAUUUUAAUAUGCAAUUAAGUAUCAGUAAUAAUAAUUCCUGAGUGGAUCUUUCUAGUCCGCCCGCUCUCAUUGCGCAUCAUGCUGCGCUCUCAUUCACUGGUUCCAUCACUGUGUGCUUGAUCACGAACGCACCUAAUUCAUCCAAAAAUCACAUAUGGAUUCGUUAAGACCAAACUUUGGCAGAUGUAUGGAUCGCCAUCUGAAAUUAUUAUUGCAGCCUAUGUUUCUCUUUUUGUAAUUUACAUGUGAAGCGUGGUUUGCAUUUCCCCAGCUAGUGUUUUAAUAACUCUUAGAGAUAAGAUUCUUUGAUUGAUCCAAAUAUAUGGAAAUGUGUUUUGAUAACAUUGUACAUAUUUAUUUUUAGCAUACGGAUUUCAUUUAAGCAAUUUUAUGAAAGUAAAUAUGUAUAAACAACUUCGUGUCCCUUUGCUAAGCAACAAGGAGUGAAAUAUUUGUAUCUUUGAAGAUUUUAUUAUUGUAAAGUAAUUUUUGGCCUAAUAGUGUUACCGUAAUGCAAAUUUUAAAAAAAUUGGGUCAUCAAUAUCUACACCCUUCAAAACAACACAUUUUCUUUCUAGGACACAAUGAAAGUAUUAUGUCAGCUGAUCCCGUCGAGUCGCCACCUAGACAAAUCGAGCAACCCGCUGACAUUUCCAUCAUGGACAUUUCUGCUAACAGCAGUGAAAACAGUCUCAAUAACUCUGCAGAUGAUAAGAAUCUGGCCAUCGAUCAGAAGGAUGAGGUCGACAGCAUCAGGGGUGACGUACCUGGUAGUGCAUGUUCGCUGGCCACAGAUGAGAAAGAUGUCAUGAGUUGCGACAGCCACAUCAUGCCGCUGUUUAGGUUGGAAGGAGGUGAAGAUGAAACCCCACUGCUGCACCGUACCCACAAUUCCAUCUGGAAAAGUUAUUCUGCUUGUGGCUUGCGGUCCAUGAGAGAAGGGUCGUACUCUGAUUCGAAUGCACUGUGCUGUAUUCAGCAAAGGGAAGGCAAUGGAAACGCCAAAUCUUCGGACACCUCAAGUUUGGGUGGCUCUCCGGCCAGCCCGGUUAUCGCCAAGAGCGGUUCAGUUUUUGAAACCCCGACAGACUCUUGUAAGCAAUCGCUAAAACUUUUUAACAAGAGAGAAGCAGGAGAGGAUAAAUCUAAAGAAAUAAGAGAAAAAAAUCAGCCAAUCUCUUUUGGGAGGUCACACAGCGAGCAGUUUUGCCUGCGCUCAGAUUUAAAUACCUGUUCGUCGACUUCUAUGGAACUUGAGCGUGGAAUUAUUAGCUCCCUUGAUGAAUCAUUAAGUGGAAUUCAUGGACACAAUAAGUCUCGUCUCAUUUCCAUUGCAGGCUCGACCGAUCUGGAGCUAUCCAGGGAUUUUUCUGCUCACCUGCAGCAACGGGACAAAAUUUUCAACAGCACCCGCCUUUCUCUCGAUUUCGGGACUUACAAUUUCAGCAUAGAAUCUGGGUCAGAGCUCAAAGAUUUGAGCCAAAUGGUUGGCCUGAACAGAAUUGCGCUGAAGCCUCUUUCCUGCGAGACGAACCUACCUAACUUUAAUGUGGUGCCAAGUAAGAAAACGGAGAGGCUCCUUGGGAAAGCCGAGACCCAAGUUCCUGGAAGUGCACCCGCUCCCAGGCGCAAGUUGAGCAAACCCGGCCUGCGUAGAGUGCUGUCUGACACUUUCGACAAAUGCUUUGCCAACCAGUCCACCGGCGUUGGCAAAAACAUCCUCAGCCACAAAAGCAGGUCUUUGGAAUACACGACAGAGACAGAUUCCAGAUCGACAGAAAGUCCACUGCCCUUCAGAAAUAAACUCGAGCGGAAAAGGUCUUUUGAUGCAGCCCUCUGCAAAGAGCUGGUGGCGGAGGGGAACAAAUGGGGUAGGGGAGAUCAACCUCAUACUGGUAUGUCCCCUGACCUCAGCAGAUUGUGUUUGGAAAAUCGAAAGAAACCUCGUUUCGACAGAGGAGAGUGCUCAGAGACUUCGGGCCUUGUUAUAGGUGACAAGCUAAGGAACAUCCCCCCGCAACCAAAUUUGGCACACACGGGCCUCACCAGCGAAAUCAGCACCCUUGCCCUCAAGGAUAUUGUCGCUGGGGUCCAAUCAAGGUCGAUCUCUUUUAAGAACUCAAACCCGGCAGUUAGCAGUGACACUCCUGUCCUGCGCAAGCCCCUCAUCUUAAGGAGCAACUCUGUAGAGAGGUCACCGAAAUGUGGUACAGCUUCCAAGGAGGAGAACAGGUAUGGUUCACCACAUAAGAUGAGGCAGUUUAGGAAGAAUCACCAGCCAGGUCUCCACAGAGUGGCCGCUCUCAACAAUCUGGCCCUGGAGUGUCAAGGUAAACCCUCGGACCGUGACAUCGAAUCCGAGUCAAACUCGGACGACCCUUAUGAAAACAAAAUUUCCUUUUUCAUAUCCACACCUUCUCCCGGGCCGUCGAUGCACUCCUCGCCAACGGCAGGCAGUGGCCACCUCAAACCGCUCAUCAUUAAGAAAGGAAUCUCAACACUGGACACAUCCAUCGGCACGGAUGUUAGCACUUUGAACUCCACCAUUGAAUAUGAGGGUACCUGUCCGCAGACAGAGGAGAAGGAGGGUAGUCCUUCACCCGGACGGAUCAAGUUCCGGUCAAGGAGUUCCUCCGUGUCAUCGUUAUCAGAUGUUGGCAGCGUUGACUCGGCUCAACCUUCGGAGGCUCAGUUCAAUUUCCUGUCACUGGCUCUCCCCUCACCCCCACUUACAAAUAUCACCCAAUCCGGUCCCCGGCCCCUGAGCCUGUCACCCGAAGACGGCGAAGCAAAGAAAAAAGUGUUAACAAGGGGAGAUAACUGCAUGGAUUCUCUUCCCAGCAAGCAGCAGAGCCUGCUCUCUGGACUGGGUGCACUGCCGAGCAUAGCUGAAAAUUUGACCGGCCAGGAAAGUGAGGAUGGUGCCAUGUUCGUUAAACCAUUGAGUGUGACGGAAGAGGUAAGGGCCUUAUACUCAUACUCUAGUAUCUUUUAAUGAGAUUAGUAGGCCUACAAUCAAAUAUAGAUAUAAUAUACUAUUUUUAAGUAUAUUUCUAGCUCCCUCCCCAACUUAUUUGUAAGAGCCAUUAUUUAUUAUGUGUAAUGAUAUUUUAAUGAAUAUGAUUCAUAAGGUAUAGAGUUAGUAAAAAUGUAAAAAAAUAUUCACUUUCCUUUAAUCUUGAAAUAUCCUACAUUUAAUCACAUAUCACAAUAUUACACAAGAGAAUUAUAACAUAAUCCUCUGUAUUCUCAAAGACACAAAAACACUUUCUGCCACAAUAAUCCAAGAAUUACUUAAUUAAGAUGUGCAAGCACAACUCAAAACUUCAGGCGAGCCGAUAUACUUUAUGAAAAACUUGUGCGGGCGGAAAGAAAAUAGGACAGCGGAGGGGGGGAAGCUAUUAAGAAAAUAAGAAGAAGAAUAUUUCUUUACUUCACGGGCUGCAAACUGGUCAUAUCUUUAUUGCCUUCAGCAUUUAAAAUAACGCAAGCCUAAUAUCAGUAUGAACAAUAGCAUAUUUUAGCCACAUCUUUAUUGCCUUCAGCAUUUAAAAUAACGCAAGCCUAAUAUCAGUAUGAACAAUAGCAUAUUUGAGCCACAUCUUUAUUGCCUUCAGCAUUUAAAAUAACGCAAGCCUAAUAUCAGUAUGAACAAUAGCAUAUUUGAGCCACAUCUUUAUUGCCUUCACAUUUUUUUAAUGUUCCAAAGUCGUCUUCGUUGAUCCCAAUAAUUUUUUUAGCCCCUUUCUUGUUGCGGGUAUAUUAAAUGGUUUGAAAAAGGGGAUUUGAGAUGUUCACAGGUGUGUAGCAAGAUUAUUUUAUAUGAAAAUAAUUUUUGAAAUCUAUGUAAACUGGUGACCUCGAUUACUGAAAUCUCAACCUCAUCUUCAUUUAAGAAGUAUCUUUUGAUUCUUGAAAAUUAUGUUUCAUCUUUUUCAUCCAUUGAUAUCAUUAUACAUCUGAAGCCACAAGCAUCUAGAGGAAUAAUUCAUAUUUAAUUUUGGUAACAUUAAUUCAGUAAAUAGUUUCGUAAAAUACUGCUAUCUCUUUAAUUAGCUGAAAAUAGGACUUAUGAAAAACUGUCAUGUUGUAAGAUUACAGUGUGAAUUUUAAAAUUGUUUUUUUUUUGUGAAAUUAAAAAGUAGAAACACUUCUCAAAAAGCGAUUAUUUUUUUUACCUCCCUUUAUGUUUCCCAAGUUUAAUAUGCAAGUACGGGACAUCAAAUGUAAAUAUAAGAUAAAACUUUGAUACACAGCAAUAACUAGAAAUCAUUACAAAAUAACAAUGACAAAACUACAUGCUUGUAUUUUUAAAACAGGUGAGGUCUUCUUUGAGACCUGUCAAAAGCCAGGGUGGGCUCGGUAAAGAAAGGAAUGGCUUCUCUGAUAUAUCGCCACCCAAGGACCUGACAGCUGCGGUAACCAAAUUUGAAUUUUUUAGCUGACAUUGUUCCUCCGUGCAUAUUUAUAGAACUCUUUAAAGCUUUUCGCUGAAGCAUGUGGGCACUUUGUCCCUGCUGCACACUGUUCAUCCACCUUAUUGUUGGCAUAACUUGACUUUUGAUACUCAAUCAGCAAUCAGCUUGUAACGAUGUUUAAAAUAAUUUUUAUUAUUUUUAUGUUUACCUUCCAGCCACCCAGCGGUCUCAGAGAGUCACUUUUCAGAACACCCAUGAGAACGCCAGGAACCAGACUACAGACGCCCAUGCAUACGCCUGCAAAUCGGCUUCAUACACCCAUGAGAACGCCCAAGAGUGUACGUCGUGGAACUGAGCCUCAGGAGGAUGCGGGCAGAAUAUUAGGAACCCCAGACUACCUGGCGCCAGAGAUUCUUUUACAGAAGCCUCACGGUUGGUCACACAAAUAUAUUUUCAGAUUAUCAUUUUUGUAUUUAAGUUUUUGAGUCCUUUAAAAAAAUUCAGCUCGCUCAAGUGCUAAUUAAUUGUCUCUGUUAAUCUAUUAAUUUUUUAUUUAUUUUUCAAAUGUAUUUAAAUUUAGACCUUUGCCAUGUCCUAAAAAAUAUUUUCAAAUUGAUUAGUUGGAAGUACACUCUCUGUCACAUGAUUGAACCGAAACAAUUUUUUGUAAAAAUUUUAGUGUCUCCUGUAAGCGUUGAAAAACCUAACUUAUAUGCUUAGACAGCCACAGUGACAUAAUUUAUCCCUUGAAAAAUUUUUUUUUUUUUUAAAUAUCUCAUGUUUAUUUGUAAAACUUUUUUUUUGUUAAAAAUUGCUACAUGCUUUAAUUAUUUUUGCCCCACCGAAUAGAACUUUGAUAAAGCAAACACUGGUCCUUUGCAUUGAAAUUUCAGUCAGUGCUACACAUUUGCUAAUACUGGAUCUAAAAAUUGUAGAAAGAUAUGAGAGUUGUGUACGGAAUUUUGAACACUCUUGACUUGACAAUCCCAGAUUAAUGUCAUUCUUUAACUGAACACUCUUGACUUGACAAUCCCAGAUUAAUGUCAUUCUUUAACUGAACACUCUUUACUUGACAAUCCCAGAUUAAUGUCAUUCUUUAACUGAACACUCUUUACUUGACAAUCCCAGAUUAAUGUCAUUCUUUAACUGAACACUCUCUACUUGACACUCCCAGAUUAAUGUCAUUCUUUAACUGAACACUCUCUACUUGACACUCCCAGAUCAAUGUCAUUCUUUAACUGAACACUCUCUACUUGACAAUCCCAGAUUAAUGUCAUUCUUUAACUGAACACUCUCUACUUGACAAUCCCAGAUUAAUGUCAUUCUUUAACUGAACACUCUCUACUUGACAAUCCCAGAUUAAUGUCAUUCUUUAACUGAACACUCUCUACUUGACAAUCCCAGAUUAAUGUCAUUCUUUAACUGAACACUCUCUACUUGACAAUCCCAGAUUGUCAUUCUUUAACUGAAAUUUCUAGAUUUAUGUCAUGGUGAUCUUAAAAAAUACCAUUUGGUUUUAUAUUAUAACUAUUUAUGUUCAACAAACCAACAUAAACAAGAGAAGGAAAAAAAAAAAAGUUGAAAAUUCUUUAAAAAUAAAAAGGUUGCAUAAUUUAAUGAAAUAAUUAACUUUAUUAUUUGAUAAUCCAAUGAAGUGAAUAUUUUUGUGAAUGCAUAACAUGUCAGAAAUGGUAAACUAACCAACAUUUUUUAAACUGCAUUGUACUUAUACAUCUUAAAAUUUUAAAAAAGGCCUGGCAAUUGGGGGAUAAUAGUGCACGUUAAAAUGAAAUCUCUGAAAAAAAUUUUUUUUUUUUACAGGAUUUGCUGUUGACUGGUGGGCCCUAGGUGUAUGCUUGUAUGAGUUCCUCACUGGGUUGCCUCCCUUUAAUGACCAGACCCCUGAGGCUGUGUUUGAAAACAUAUUGAACAGAAGUAAGGGCAGAGUUUUUGAGCUUGUCUUUGUAAACAUAUUGAGCAGAAGUAAGGUCUAAGAUUCUGAGACUGUCUUUGAAAACAUAUUUUGUCAGAAGUAAGGUCUUAGAUCCUGAGACUUUCUUUGAAAACAUAUUGAGCAGAAGUAAGGUCUUAGAUCCUGAGGCAGUCUUUGAAAACAUAGUGAGCAGAAGUAAGGUCUUAGAUUCUGAGGCAGUCUUUGAAAACAUUUUAUAUAGAUAGAGAACAACGCAUUUGAAAGAGAUCAAUCCUUAGAUUUUUCUAGAUGCUUUUUCUCUAAGGACUCGGCUACCUUGAGUUUUGUCAGGCAUAAACCAUAAACCUAUCAACAAUGGAAGGAGAUGUAGUGUUUUUUGUGUGUGUGGUGGGGGGGGGGGUGGAGGGGGGAUCCAUUUAGCACACAUGGCUGGACACAUUUUUGGUAAAUGGUCUGUUAUUCGGGCCAUUCAAUUUAUUCAAUCACAUAACAUUAUAGUGAUCAUGUCCUUUAUAUUUCAUUNAAGGAGAUGUAGUGUUUUUUGUGUGUGUGGUGGGGGGGGGGGGUGGAGGGGGGAUCCAUUUAGCACACAUGGCUGGACACAUUUUUGGUAAAUGGUCUGUUAUUCGGGCCAUUCAAUUUAUUCAAUCACAUAACAUUAUAGUGAUCAUGUCCUUUAUAUUUCAUUAGCUCUAAAGUAAGACAUAAAUGAAUAAAUCUCAGAUGUCUUAAUGAAGCACAAACAGCUAUGAUUUCAUUGAUUUCUUCUGCCUGGCAGAUAUCACCUGGCCAACGGAUGACGAGGCCUUAAGUCAUGACGCUGUGGCAGCCGUCCAAGCUCUGCUCACGCCAGAACCUGACCAAAGACCAGCAGCUAAAGGUAACAGUGUGCACAAUAGCUCUCUUUAU
This is a messenger RNA of Lymnaea stagnalis (great pond snail), 12236 nucleotides long. The record is from the annotation of a GenBank genome assembly. Lineage: Eukaryota; Metazoa; Mollusca; Gastropoda; Lymnaeidae.